This is a messenger RNA of Pelobates cultripes (western spadefoot toad), 5284 nucleotides long. Lineage: Eukaryota; Metazoa; Chordata; Amphibia; Anura; Pelobatidae. The record is from the annotation of a GenBank genome assembly.
GUUAUAUUAUCAACGCCGCAGAGGAAACUAACUCAAGGUAAUUACGUUAACAAUAUUACAAUUAUAAUGUUAUAUUUGCUCAAAUUACUAGAUUAUAGUGCAACAAUUGGUUUAAUUAGAGUCAUCUGCUACGGUUACUUCGCCAAUAAAAUAUAUUUUUUUAAUCCUCACAGAUGUGGCUGUGUAACAACAUGUAUUUAUUUUAUGACUGGAAUUGGCGUUGUUUAUACCAUCUAAAUGAAUGUGUCCUUUGUAGGCUUUGCUGGAAAUGGCAAUAGAAUGCUGAUAAAGGUAUAUUAACUAAACAGUGGUUUGUGGGACAUUAAUAAAACUUUAGACCAACGUAUUAGAAGUGGGGGAAAAAAACGACUAAUCUGCAGUCAUAAGAUUGAUGAUAAUACUGACUAUUACCUGAGAUUAUUACCUUAUAAGUUUUUAAUAAUUCUUGCUUGUUUUAAAUCAGGGGUGCCCAUAAGGUAGAUCCCCAGAUGUUGUAGAACUAUAACUCCCAUGACACUUUGCAUGCCUUUAGAAUGCUUUAGAAUGACAAAGCAUAAUGGAAGCAGCAGUCCUAUAACAUCUGAGGGUUUUACCUUUUGGGCACCCCUAUUUUAAAUAAUUGUGGUGGAUAUUCACAAAAUCCUGGUAAUAUGGUAAUAUAGAUUGCUUGGUGAAUUGAAUAAUUUCUACCUUCCAAGUAGCGUCUUGAUAUUUUUUAGUAUUUGAAAAAAUUUUCAAUUAACAUUUUCACACAUUUCCCAUGUAUUGUAUAACACCGCCACCCUUCACAAAAUGUGUAUUUUUAUGUCCUUUAAAGCAGUGUUUCCCAACCCAGUCCUCAAGGCACACCUACCAGUCCAGGAUUUAGGGAUUACCCAGUUGUGUCUAAGGUGUUUUUACAAAGAAGAAAAAAAACACCUUAGACACAACUGGGUAAUCCCUAAAUCCUGGACUGGUAGGUGUGCCUUGAGGACUGAGUUGGGAAACACUGCUUUAAAGUAAUAAUUUUAAGUGUUGGGGUGACAUGCUUGGACGCAAUUGGUUUCUGUUCCUGAAUUCUAACACAUGAUAAGUGUUAAAAGGAUUAAACUAUUAUUUACAGUAAUUCAAGUAAAAUGGAAUAUUAAUCACAGUAAAAAGUCAUUAUUUAUAGGUUUUAUGAGAUUUUAACGGGUUGGGCAAAUAAAUGUAUAUACUAAUAUACAGCUCUUAUUUGAAUUCCUACCUAGAAAUACCAAGCAUCUUCUAAAAAACAAACCCCAAAACACCUGUGGGGGGAAAAAAUCCCAUAAAUCCCCUAGCAAAUGUCACAGUGACUAACCCUACUUUUUAAAUUCCUUAACUGUAGUAGAAAAGUCUGUUAAGGAAUUUUAUUUUAGUUCCUAAAUGAUCAAAUGCAUCCGGUAGGGAAAUUCUAAAAUGUACUAAACACUGAAUAUCAAUUAGCCAAUAGCAAUGAGCUAAAUUCAGCAAAAAAAAAAAAACAGUGAUUGACAAAUAUGCUAGCAUUUCUGAAUUGGUAGUUAGCCAAAUAGCCUAACAUUAGUCUAAUAGUCUUAUUAUUAGUCUAAUAAUUAAAGUAGUCACUGUUCUUGGUGUUACCCACAUUCAGUACCAGACUUUUCUUACCAUACGCAAUCUCCAUAGUUAUCAGUACUUUACGCACAUUGCGUUAAAGAGUUGAAAGCACAUUGCCAUCAGGAGCACAGCAUAGCUAUAAACAAAGCGAAUAUAAUACAUGCAUUUAAAAAACAUAUUGUUGCCACACGACCACCAUUUAGAAGUGAUCUGCAAAACCAAUUACUCUGGAAUAAAAAUAUGCCGAUUUUUUUUUUUCUUUAAAUAUAUUUUUGUGGAAUUCUAAUAUUACUUUUGUAGGAUUUGUCACGGAAAUGUAGAAUACCCAACAUGUAGAACCCUAAUGUAAUCUCAGAAAGCAAGAAAGACACAAUAGUCUAUAUCACUGGUCUUUAGGAUGUCUGGGCAUACAGGAAUCAAUAGGGACACGGAAUGGCGGUAACUGCAGGCAGCAGAAUAGUCAAAAGACAAACCAAGGUCAAUAAAUUGAGAUCAUGAAAUUAAGAGGACAACCCAAGUUCAAAGCAAGUCAAGUUCAAAGAGCAAUCAAGGAUACAAGCCAGGGUCAGAUAAGAGAAAAAUACAAUGGCAGGGAGGUUUAUAUAGCAUGACGAACAGCAAUUGUCAUUCUUACGUUCUCAGAAGUUGCCUCCGUAUUGGAGCAGUUAUGACACAGUUAAGAUGCAGGUGGAUUUAUUAUAAAACAAGAGGCAAUGGGAGCGUCCAGCAUUCAAGGAUAUAUUUUACUUAAAGGAUCACUAUAGUCAGGAAAACAAUACGGUUUCCCUGACACUAUAGUGUCCGGAGGGUGCCCCCACCCUCAGGGUCCCCCUCCCAUGGCGCUGAAGGGGUUAAAACCCCUUCAGCUACUUACCUUUAUACACACGCCAGGCUCCCUCGGCGCUGGUGACCUCUACUCCCCGUCCGACGUCAGUUCCCUAGUAGAGCGGAAUGUGCAUGCGCGGCAAGUGCAAGUUUCUCAAUGCUUUCCAAUGGACGCUCUGAGCGAUGGAUGCGAAAUUCGCAUCCAGCGUCGCAGAUGCGCCUCUAGUGGCUGUCUAGUGGCUGGAUUAAUCCCAAAUGUAAACAUAGCAGUUUCUAUGAAACUGCUAUGUUUGCAUCUGAAGGGUUAAAACCUGAGGGACCUGGCACCCAGACCACUUCAUUGAGCUGAAGUGGUCUGGGUGACUAUAGUGUCCCUUUAACACAGUGUAUUUUUUUUAUUUAAUUUUUUUAUUUUGGACAUUUUAAGGAGGACUCCACUGAAUAUAAAAGUUGAAAGGUUAGUAGGGGAAGAAAUAGAAAACUCAAUUUCUUACUGAUAUAUGAUACUUGGACUUCAUUACAAAACAUGUCUAUCCCUUUAUAUAUAAUUCAUUGCACUUGAAUUGAAAUCAUGUUUGUAUUGUUGUGUAUUGUAUUGUUGCUAAGAUUUUUAUUGUAAAUCAAUCUGGAAAAGAAAGGUGAAUCACGAUGCAAAGACCUUCAUUACCAAUACAUGUAUCCAGUAUUAAGUUGUUGUUUUUUUCUCCCCAAGGUUAGAGUCAUCACAUUCAUCUUCUCAAUGUCUUGGAGAUAGACAUAAUAGCUUCACAAAGCCAAACGUCUUUUGUCAAGAACACAGACUCUGUGCUUUGCCUAUCACCAUCUUUGCUCUUACAGACAGCUUACAAUGACAGCAGAGUCAAACAGUUCUCACAUGUCCUGCGAUGUCUAUAAAGACCUGGAACCUUUCACAUACUUCUACUAUUUGAUCUUCUUGGUUGGAUUCUUCGGCAGUUGCUUUGCACUUUGGGCAUUCACAAGGAAAGACAACAACCAGAAAUGUACUAGCAUCUACCUCAUUAACCUUCUAGUUGCUGACUUCUUAUUGACUCUUGCUUUGCCGUUUAAGAUAGCUGUUGAUCUGGGAGUUGCUCCAUGGAGAUUGAAAAUAUUUCACUGCCAAGUCACAGCAUGCAUCAUUUAUAUCAAUAUGUACAUAUCCAUUAUAUUUCUGGGAUUUGUCAGCAUGGACCGUUAUCUUCAAACAGUAGAAAGCGCAAAGUUGUAUCAAAUACAAAAAAGGGGAUUUGCUAAGAUGAUCUCUACAGUCGUUUGGGCGUUGGUGCUAUCUAUAAUGGUACCAAACAUGUUAAUACCCAUCAAUGACAUACCGGAAAGAGAAAUUGUUGGAUGCAUAGAUUUUAAACAAAAAAUCGGAAGAGACUGGCACGUACUUACAAACUUUAUCAGCAUUGCCAUUUUUUUCAACUGCUCGUGUAUAAUUCUAAUUUCUAAUUGUCUUAUGAUAAAAAGCCUGUACAAGAACAAGGAUUGCGAAGAGUUUGAGAACUUUAAAGAAGCCUUGGUAAAAAUACUUCUUGUGACAGCGGGGUAUAUUGUGUGUUUCCUACCCUAUCAUAUCGUCAGGAUCCCUUACACAUUGAGCCAGAAUGAUGUUAUAACAGACUGCAAUUUAAAGCAGACACUCUUCCAUGCCAAAGAGACCACGUUGCUGCUUUCUGUCUCAAAUUUGUGCUUUGAUCCAAUACUUUAUUAUUUUUUCUCAAAAACAUUUAGAUCCAAGAUCGCUAAAACAUUUUCCAUAAAAAAAGAGGUCAGAUCAGUCAACUCUGGAAUAGCUGUUUGCGAAACAGCCUUAUAAAAUGGAUUCACUAUGAAUCAUUGCUGUUGAGGUUUUCUGUUCAUUUUUGGUUCCAUCAUUUAUUCCUGACACAGUAGCGUCUUCAAAUAAAACAUCCAGGAUAUGCUGAAACAUCCUCAAAUAGAUGUAGCUGUAGAAGCAAUAUGACUGACUCUUCGUUUUUUUUAUUUCACAUAAAAGAAAAAAUGUCCGGUGAGAUGUUUAAUUAGGUAGUUUGGACAAGGAGUAAGGAUAUUUUGAAUGUAGGACUUACCGCUGAAGUUUGUUUGUGCUAUGUUGUACUACCACCUCAUGCUACAUUUGGUUAAUUAUUCUGGUUUUCCAAAAUAAAUAAUGACUAACACGGGACACAUCAGUUCUGUACAAUACUUCAGGAAAGUGGAUGCCUGGUUAUCUUCACAAGAUCCUUGUGUAUAACAAAAUUGGAAGUUGUGAUUUCAAUUUAGUAAAGAAUAAAAAAAUAUAUAAUAUUAAUGCCAAAUGUUGAACAUUUGUGGACCAAAAAUAUGUGCACGUGAUGGUGGGUAUUUUGGCAAUGGGCAAUUUUAUUUGUACUCUUAAGAGUUUACAAGUUUCAGAAAGUGUCUCUACCCAAACAGUUGUGUUAAGGUUCUUUUGAUCUUUAUCAUAAGUUAAUUAACUAUGCUCAUGUUUACAUUGAUGUACUAAUGAAUCAUGUGCUAAUUAAACUAGAAAUAUUUCCACACUGUGCCUUUGCAAAUUGGUUUUUAAUUACUUAAAAGUUACUAUAACCCUUUUUCACAAUGAGGAUUUUUAAAUUUAGAAUUCCCUACUGGGCAUUAACUGUUAACUAUGUCUACACCCUUUUUUUAUCAUAAAACUCUUUAAAUAAGAUAAAACAUCAUGUUUGUUGUCAUACCGCGUCACUACAAGGUCCAAUCACAUGCUUCUUAUAGAAAAGCAUUUAAUUGGGCCAUUCUCCUAGGCUCAGAGCACAUGUGUGUGCUCAAAGCCAGGGAGGGGAAGGAGUGGGGCUGUGGACAACGGGCAGGUUUUCAAUAUAUAUAUAUAUUUAUUUUUUAAAAAGGAAAUGCAGGG